ACCAACCAAACUGUGAUGGCAUUUGAUGCCAAAACAACAGAGUAAGGUUAUGUACAAUUGUGUUUGAAUAUUUGUAUAUUUAUGGAUUUUCUGUAUUUUAAAAGUACAUAUCUGUGAUUGUGGGUUCACUUUUGCAGGUGUAGUGUUACUUUGUGUGCCGGGAAAUGUAAUAAAACGCAAUUUUGUCCGAAAAAAAUUGUGCGCCUAGAAUCAACAUUCCUACUCCACAAGUCUCAAAUCUGCUUAAAAGUUAAUACAAUUCAAGAUGUAUCGCACCGAUAAACAGUUCAUGACCAAUCCUGCAACAGCCCCCUCGCGCAUCUACAUCGGGGGCAUCCCCAAGACAGUGGUCGCAGCCGACUUGGAAGAAAAAUUCAAAGUACACGGAAAAAUCCUAGGCCUUGUCCUCCAAAUGGGCUUCGCUUUCAUCCAAUUCGAAAACGAGAGCCAAUCGCAUGCCGCGAUUCAAAACGAAAACAACACCAUGCUCCACGGCAGAAAAAUCUGCGUGAGACAAGCGUUAGACAAGACCCAAAAAGGGGCAAACAAUAUGAAUAAACAAAUGCCAAAUCGGAGACAAGGCCCCCCUCAGCACUACAACGAGGGGCCUUACAUGCCCCCGCCCCCACACCAGUUCCAAAUCCACCCGCUCCCACAUCAACAGGGGCCGCGCCCACAUCAACAGCAAGGGCCGCCUCCGCAUCAACAGCAAGGACCACCCCCGCAUCAGCAACAGGGGCCGCCUCCACAUCAACAGCAGGGGCCACCGCCACAUCAACAGCAACAGUUCCAGAAGCCCCCAGAAGAGGCCCCGAAGCCCACCCCCAAACCCGAACCGGAGAAAGAGCAAGAGCAAGUCCCAGCUGCGCCGCUUCCAAACCAGCCGCCGCCUAAUAUGGGGCCCCAAAAACCGCCAAUGGUGCAGGAGGAGCCCCCGAAGAAGGAGGCGCCGAUAGAGAGGAGAGGGCGGAAGAGAAGGAUGCGGAGUCGGGAGCGGUUUUCGUCAGACAUGUACAGGGAGGACGGGUAUUAUCCUUCGGGGAAGUACUCAAAUCGGCCGCCUGUUAUUGACCAACCUGACAGAAAUGACUGCGAAAUUAUUGUCGUCUCGAAGCAGUUGACGAAAUACGCCGAGUAUAUUGAACAGAGACUGAAAGCCUUGGGACUCAUCGUGGAUUUGCUGUUUCCAAACGAGGAUGUCCCCAUUGGCCGAGUGUUGGCGAAUAUUUCAAGCAGAGGCUGUUUGUAUGCAAUUUUGGUCAUGCCGCAAAAUGAGGAACACAGAAGUUUGACUCUUAAUAUUUUACAUGGGAAUCCCCAAGAGCACCGGAAUAUGCCAAUAGAAGAUGCUUUGGUCCUAAUGACACGAAAUUUUGAUGCUUAUAUGCGUGGAGAUAAAACAGCGUCAGAACCGACCCCUGGGGCUAUUAAAAGUGUUUCUGACAGACAUCCAACAGCAAUGCAGUUGCUGUUGAAUUUGCUGGCUGAAAACCGCCAGUUAACAACAGUCCAGUACGACCGAUUGAUGAAGUACUUACAAGAGCGCCGCGAAAUUCAACACCAACACGAAGUAAGUGAAGGAGUCGAUCAAGACUCACAAGAAUCUAACAGCAAACAAGCCGAACUUCAAAGUCGCAUCAUGAACAUAUUAAAUAAAGCUUCCACUGAGAUUCAACCGCCAGCUCAAGAACCGACACCGUCAAAUGACGUUGCACCGCCACUUCUGAAAGAUCCUUCCGUUCAAAAGGCGCUGGAUAGUCUUUUAGGUGGUGAAAUGUUUAAAAAUAUUGGUGUGGUGUAAAAUUCGUCAAAUAAAAUGUCCUACUCGACGUUAUUUCAAAUUUAA
Tribolium castaneum (red flour beetle) is the source of this 1846-nucleotide messenger RNA. It is a transcript of the gene Neos, whose product is annotated as Neosin. Bases 266 to 1801 code for a protein of 511 amino acids. Gene Ontology annotation, molecular function: RNA binding. The record is from RefSeq and is a predicted model, not a curated record. Lineage: Eukaryota; Metazoa; Arthropoda; Insecta; Coleoptera; Tenebrionidae. The transcript has 4 exons.